Molecule: messenger RNA, 3892 nt
Organism: Bombyx mori (domestic silkworm)
Lineage: Eukaryota; Metazoa; Arthropoda; Insecta; Lepidoptera; Bombycidae
Gene: Sas-4
Product: centromere protein J
Exons: 3
Coding region: 161-3664 (1167 amino acids)
Biological process (GO): centriole elongation; cilium assembly
Cellular component (GO): centrosome; centriole
Molecular function (GO): tubulin binding
Source: RefSeq, a predicted model, not a curated record
AUGGAUGAAUUAAAAGAACAGACAGAAGCCUUCAAAAUAAAAGUUCGUUGAUUUGAUUUUUUGUAUCUACACAGUCAAUAAAACGGAGUUAUUUUGAACCAAAAUUACAAUGUGCUUAGAAAAUAAAAUAAAUUAAAAUUGAAUAAAUACUGAAGUGAAAAUGGAAGAUUCAUAUACGGACAGCGAUGUUUCUAUGUCUCCUACACAAAUACUGGAACGGUUACAAGUUCUUCGACAAUUACAGUUAAUGCAACGCGGAAAGCUUAAGAAUCAGCGUUUGCAGUACCAGGAAUCUCCAGUAAGCUCAAACGUAACAGAAAUUGUGAGCCAUUUCAGCAAUAGUACUAGCUAUAACACUUUCCGAAGUUUGUUGCAUUCUUCUGAAGUAACUUAUGAAGAAACACCACGGCGCAACAGUGGUGAUAUGGCGCCCAAAGUAAAAGAAAAUGAUAUGAUUGAGGGAGUGACUGUUUUGAACUUAUCUCAAGAAUCAGAAUUUAUUGUGAAAUCUCCAGCUUCUACAAAAAGUUCGGAUUCGCACCUGAAGGUUGAUAAUGUGAAAUUGACACCAAAUCCUCCCUUCAGUAAUAAUAGUGUAAAAAUACACUCUGUACAAAGCAAACAAAUAUCACUGGAUGAAAUGCCAAUACUUUCUCCAAAAAAAGAUUUUGAAGGCUUAUUAAUGGAAAAACUUCACAACAGUAAAGAAGUUCCAGAUAGUAAAAGUCCAAAAUCCAAAAUUGUUCCAGGGAUAAUAAAAAAGCCUUUUCUGAAAAGAGGAGAAGGCACGGCUAGGUUUGGACUUAAUAAAAACGAUUUAAAAAUUCAAAACACACGCUCACUGCCCUGGAGGCGUAAAAGCUUUGAGACUAAAUGUUACCAAUCUCCUAUAAAGCAAAUUAAACAAAAUAAAAGGAAUGAAAUUAAAAAAGUGGCAGAUAAACCACAAAGUCUGUGUCUGAAGCCGGAGAUAUUAGUUAAGCAAAGCAAUUCUUUAAAACCAGAAAAUGUAGCACAUGAAAUGAAGAAAGAUAGCAUUAAAAGUCUUGUAGAAUCCAAUAUUUCUGAAAUUCAUACUAACAAAACAGGCUCUAACAAAAUAACUGAAAUACCAAAAGAAAAACACCCCUUUGUUGCAAAUAAAGGAAAGACAUGGGCCUCUGUUCUAACAAAUGAACAGAAUGACUUUUUGAGGCAACUUAAGCAAAGUGAAUUUUACAAGAACUUUGCUUCUCCAACUAAAAGCUCAGUAUCUGAUAUUAGUUGUAACGAGAGCUUAAUCAAUAUAAGACAGCAAAGAGAAGCAGCUGAGCAAAAUAUGUUUGAGCUUUUAGAGAACAAGGUCUCUCAUGAUAGUUUUACAUUAGAAAAUUCAUUUCUUAAUAAAUUUUUAAAACCCAAGAAUCUUGAUUCUUCUGGAGAAAGUACUCCUUUGGUCGUACAAAAGUUCAUAAUGAACAAUCCUGCUUUAAGGCAUAUAUCUGCAGGCUUAAGUCUACCAGAGGUUAGUAGUACAUAUACAGAAAUUGAUGUUGAUAGAUGUAGAAGCUAUGAUUGUACAGAAUGUUGUACUGACAAUUGUUCUUCUGUAUCAACUUGUUGCUCAUGUAAAGCUACUGAGCACACUGACGAUAAUACCUCUUGCAAAACAACUCCUGUACAAAUAAAACAGAAUCUAAAAUCAAAGGAAAAAAAGGUUGACAAAGAAAAAGCAGAUAGUUGUCAUAAUAAUGACACUGAACAUGACAUAAUGAAAAACAACUUAGUGGAAAUGAAUGCCAAAUUAGUAAACACAAGUGAACUAUUAAAAGAAAGGUUGCAGGAACUAGAAGGUGAAAUAGAAAUAUUUAGAAAGGAAAAUUCAAAUUUAGCAAAACUUAGAGAAGAUAUUGAUUUAGAGAGACAAAAGUUCUAUCAAGAAAAAGCUGCUUUUGAACAAAAGUUUAAUGAGGAGAAAAUUUUGUCUGAAUAUUACCUAGCUGAAGAAAAAGAAAAACUAACAAAACAAAAGCAAAUGUAUGAAAGAAACAUAAGAGAAAUCAGAGGCAGGUUUAGUAAAAAAGAAAAAGAUGAAGUAAUCAAUCUGAAAAAGGAAAUAGAAAGUCUCAAAGAAGAAAUAAGAGUUAAAGAUGCAAAAUCAACAUCAACCAUAGCUAGACUCCGAAAUCAAAUUAAGAUCAUUGAAAAAGAAAAAAAAGACAAGGAGACAACAAUAGAAAAAUUGAAAAAGGAAAAUAAAAGAAUUCAACAUAGCAAUGAUAUUACAAGGCGUUUAUCCAACAUGAAAUAUUUAGCUGAAAUAAAUAAAAAAUUAAAAAAUGUGAAUCCAAAAGAUAUUAGAUCUGAACCUGAUUUAGAUGAUGAUGCAAAGUAUAAAGAUUUUGAGAUAGAAAGACAAAGUAGAAAUAAAACUGCUCCAAUAGCCAAAAGUAAUACAAGACAAAGAGCUAAGAGUGUACCAAACCUAAAUGUGUCUUCAGCAUAUGCCAAAUAUUUCAGUCAAAGAGAUGCUCUUAGUCAAAUAGAACAAAAUCGGACAUUGAAUAAGGAUAAGAUCAAUAUAAGUUAUUCAGAUAAUGAUAAUGAUUUAGAGGAACUGGAAGAUGAACAAGUAUCUGACAUCCAAGACAAUCCAAAUGAAAAAUCCAACAGUGAAGGUGUAAAUAAUUUAGAAAAGAUUUAUUUGCAAACAUUUAGAUGUAACUCUCCAAAAAGCUUCAGGUCUAGUACAAGUUCUGUUGAUAGUAAUUCUAAUAUUCAAGAAAAAAGAGACAACAAUUUCAUUACCAAAUCCAAUUCUUUUUCAAAUUCAAUAAGAACUUCUAAAUCUCCAAAUUCAACAACUAGGACAUACCAGAACUACAGUACAAAUAGAAGUAAAUCACCAGUAUCUAUUUUGAGCAACAGAUCUCAAACUUCCGGUUACUCUCCUGAAAGCUGUUCAGAUUUUUUUGGAAUCAACGAAAAUCUUAGAACAAAAUCACCAAUAUCCACUAUGCUCAGCAAUCAUUCAUCGUUAAGAUCAGAAACAGUUAUUUUCAAUGAAAAGAGUGCAGAUGCUACAAAACAAACCAGUUCAUCUAGCUUGACAAAAACAAAUCUGAAUCCAAUGGAAAUUAAAAGAUCAGAUGGAUCACGGGAAUUAAGGUUUCCAAAUGGGAAUGUUAAACACAUAUCUGCUGAUGGUAAAUAUAGUAAAUUUAUUUAUUAUAAUGGUGAUGUCAAGGAGAAUUUUUACAGUGAUGGGAUAAUCAAAUAUUAUUAUGCUGAAACAAAAACAUAUCACACGACCCAUCCAGAUGGUUUGGAGGUGCUGGAGUUUCCAGAUGGUCAAGUAGAAAAAAGAUAUAAAGAUGGUUCCUCUGAAAUACGCUUACCGAAUGGCAGUAUCCGAUAUUUCGACCCUAAGAAUGAACAUGUUCGUGAGGAGUGGAGGUUCCCUGAUGGAGCUGCACUCACCAUUUCUGCUAGUGGGGAACAACGCAUCAUUUUUAGUAAUGGUCAAAUUGAAGUGCAUGCAGCAGAUCAUAAGCGUCGCGAGUUUCCAGAUGGUACUGUUAAGCUGGUAUAUCACGAUGGUACUUCUGAGACUCGCUAUGCAUCAGGACGUAUCAGAAUAAAGGAUAAACACGGAAGUUUGAUUAUGGACUCUGCACGGAAUUGAAUUCCACACUUAGUAUUAUACUCUGCAACCCGUUUAGUUGUAUAGGGAUAGUUGCUAAAGUGGAGAUUAAAAAAAAAUUUUGUAAAUGUUUUGCUAUUGACUAUGUGAUUAUUUGUAAAGUUGACUGGUGCCAAUUUUGUUUGUGAUGAAUUAUAUUUAUACAUUCAUUUAAAAAAUAUGAAAUUAAUUUUAUAAGGAAAAAUAUUUAAUAAAUGUUACUUAAUUGAA